Nymphalis io (European peacock) is the source of this 1044-nucleotide messenger RNA. RefSeq names its product dynein axonemal assembly factor 6 (gene Dnaaf6). Gene Ontology annotation, biological process: axonemal dynein complex assembly. The record is from RefSeq and is a predicted model, not a curated record. The transcript has 3 exons. Lineage: Eukaryota; Metazoa; Arthropoda; Insecta; Lepidoptera; Nymphalidae. Gene Ontology annotation, cellular component: cytoplasm. The coding region runs from base 452 to 1015 and encodes 187 amino acids. Gene Ontology annotation, molecular function: protein-folding chaperone binding; dynein intermediate chain binding.
UUAAACGACACUCGAACGAUGCGGCGCCCGCGCACCACGCUUGUGUCGAAUCGCUUAGUGCUGCAGCAAGCAGUAAUCAUUUAUAUCAGUUUCUAUUUCUUUGCAUACUGGUUAAAUUACGUCGAUUUUAUCUCGGAGUUGAUCAUUUAUUCUACCACGCCCAUCUACCCCCACUUUUAUAAGAAAAUGAGUUCUGGUAAAGGCCCUCCUGGCUCUUCAUCUGAUUUAUAUAUUUUUUUAUUAUACAUCUAUUACAGAUUGUAUUCAUUUUUAUCCAUAGACAAAAAAAUAAUUGACGUAUCUUAGCAACUAUUAUGUUAUUGUUUAUUCAAUAAUUCUGUAUAACAGUAAUUUAAAGUUAUUAAGACAAGGAAGUACAUUUCACUAUCAAUUUAAUUAGUAAAAGUAAUUAACAUAAAAAAUUGUCAAAUCAAACUAAAAUUAAUUAAGAAUGGAGUUUACUGUUCCUAACAUAGAAAAAUUAGCUGAUUUAUUAACUCUACCUGAACCAGAUGUUUUACAAGGCGAUGACUUAUCUAAAACAACAAAUUAUGAAAUCUCAACUUCAAGAGAUAAUAAAAAAUCCGAGACGGCUAAAACGGACAAAACUUAUAAGACUAUUGAAGAUUAUGAGAUACAACAAACCGAAGACGCGGAGCUGAUGGGUACGACUGGAUUAAGAGUAGAAGACCGUAAGGCACCUGCUUAUACCAUGAAUUACCAACAAUCUGUUAGCGCAGAAGAUGUCUUUUUACAGAUGGGGCCAAAAACGCCGUCGUCCGCUAGUUGCGAGAAUUUAGUCGUAAGAGUUGCAAUGCCAGGAGAUAAAAAAGAAAACAUCGAUUUAUCUGUUGACACAACUUGUGUUACUAUCACUUCAUCCCGUUACUAUUUGAAACUGCCGUUGCCUCAUGAAAUUAAUCCUGACACGUCAAAAGCAAAUUGGGAUAGUGCUGAGGAAUCACUGAUGUUGACGCUGAAGUUAAAUAGAGAAUUUGAUUUCGUCAAUUUCUAAAGCUUUCUAAGAUUUAAUAUAGCGCAAAA